Messenger RNA from Abrus precatorius (Indian licorice), 2780 nucleotides. Its product is annotated as copper methylamine oxidase-like. The transcript is spliced from 12 exons. The coding region runs from base 262 to 2562 and encodes 766 amino acids. Gene Ontology annotation, biological process: amine metabolic process. The record is from RefSeq and is a predicted model, not a curated record. NCBI's taxonomy places the organism in Eukaryota, Viridiplantae, Streptophyta, Magnoliopsida, Fabales, Fabaceae. Gene Ontology annotation, molecular function: quinone binding; primary methylamine oxidase activity; copper ion binding.
ACCGAACGCACUUUGACUUUCAAUUGCUUUCAAUGUUAAUGGAAAAACAAUAGUUAGUGAGCGACCCCUCUUCAUUCUGAUUCAUUCUAUCUAAAGACUAAAACUAAAACACCAUCUUCAUCUUCAGCAGCACUCGAGCUUCUUCUUCUUCUUUGUGGAGGUGGCGGCGGAGAAGCGCGUUUUGAAGUGAGGCAUUACUGACUGUAUGUCAGUGGAAUACUACAGUGGAGUUUUCUACGGUGAGCUCGCUAACCCUUUACAAUGGCCACAACUCAGGAAAAAGCGACGCUCGACAAUAACAACCCCAAUGCUUCUUCCUCCGCAGCUCAAUCUUCUCCUUCUUCUUCUUGGACUGAUCCUGUCCGAAACCGACCCUCCGUCGCCACCUUGAUUUCCGCCGUCGAUUCCUUCUCCGAUCCACCUCCCAAGACCACUUCCUCUACCAAAGGUAUCCCAGUCAUGAUGAGAGCUCAAACAUGCCACCCUUUGGAUCCACUAUCUGCUGCUGAAAUAUCAGUAGCUGUAGCUACAGUUCGGGCAGCUGGGGCAACCCCUGAGGUGAGGGAUAGCAUGCGCUUUGUUGAAGUAGUCUUGGAAGAACCAGAUAAGCAAGUUGUGGCAUUAGCAGAUGCAUAUUUCUUCCCUCCUUUCCAGCCAUCAUUACUCCCCAGGACUAAAGGAGGACCUGUGAUUCCUACUAAACUUCCCCUAAGAACAGCGCGAUUAGUUGUUUACAACAAGAGGUCAAAUGAGACAAGCAUAUGGAUUGUUGAACUUAGAGAAGUUCAUGCUGCAACUCGAGGUGGCCACCAUAGAGGCAAAGUAAUUUCUUCCAAAGUUGUUCCAAAUAUUCAGCCUCCAAUGGAUGCUGUGGAGUAUGCAGAAUGUGAAGCCGUUGUGAAGGACUUCCCUCCAUUUCGAGAAGCAAUGAAGAGAAGAGGGAUUGAAGACAUGGACCUUGUAAUGGUCGAUGCUUGGUGUGCUGGAUAUCAUGGUGAAGCAGAUGCUCCUAGCCGCAGGCUUGCUAAACCUCUAAUCUUCUGUAGAACUGAGAGUGACUGUCCCAUGGAAAAUGGCUAUGCUCGUCCAGUUGAAGGAAUCCAUAUUCUUGUUGAUAUGCAAAAUAUGGUUAUUCUUGAGUUUGAAGACCGUAAACUGAUCCCCCUCCCACCUGCUGAUCCAUUAAGAAAUUAUACUUCCGGUGAAACCCGGGGAGGAGUUGAUAGAAGUGAUGUGAAAUCGUUACAGAUUAUUCAGCCUGAAGGUCCAAGUUUUCGUGUCAAUGGACAUUUCAUUCAAUGGCAGAAGUGGAACUUUCGUAUUGGUUUCACUUCUAGGGAGGGUUUAGUUAUUUAUUCAGUAGCCUAUAUUGAUGGAAGUCGAGGGAGAAGGCCAGUGGCCCACAGAUUGAGUUUUGUUGAGAUGGUGGUCCCUUAUGGAGAUCCAAAUGAUCCUCACUACAGGAAGAAUGCUUUUGAUGCUGGAGAAGAUGGCCUGGGUAAAAAUGCUCAUUCUCUCAAGAAGGGUUAUGAUUGUUUAGGGUAUAUCAAAUACUUUGAUGCUCAUUUCACAAACUUUAAUGGUGGCGUUGAAACAAUAGAGAAUUGUGUUUGCUUGCAUGAAGAAGAUCAUGGUAUUUUAUGGAAGCAUCAGGAUUGGAGAACAGGUUUGGCUGAAGUUCGACGGUCUAGAAGGCUGACAGUAUCUUUUAUAUGUACUGUGGCCAACUACGAGUAUGGAUUUUUCUGGCACUUUUAUCAGGAUGGAAAAAUAGAAGCUGAGGUUAAGCUCACAGGAAUUCUUAGCUUAGGAGCAUUGCAACCAGGUGAAACUCGAAAAUACGGCACGACUAUUGCUCCUGGAUUAUAUGCGCCUGUUCACCAACACUUUUUUGUUGCUCGUAUGGACAUGGCUGUUGAUUGCAAGCCUGGUGAAGCAUUUAAUCAGGUUGUUGAGGUGGAUGUUAAAGUUGAGGAUCCAGGAAAGGAUAAUGUUCACAACAAUGCAUUUUAUGCUGAGGAAAAAGUGCUUAAAUCAGAAUUAGAAGCAAUGCGUGAUUGUAAUCCUUUAUCUGCUCGGCAUUGGAUUGUUAGGAACACAAGGACCGUAAACCGAACAGGGCAGCUAACAGGAUACAAGCUAGUACCUGGUUCAAAUUGUUUACCUUUGGCUGGUUCAGAGGCCAAGUUUCUGAGGAGAGCAGCUUUCUUGAAGCACAAUCUUUGGGUGACGCCUUAUGCUCCUGACGAAAUGCAUCCGGGAGGAGAGUUCCCUAAUCAAAAUCCACGUGUUGGAGAGGGUUUGGCUACUUGGGUUCAGCAAAAUAGAUCACUGGAGGAAGCUGAUAUAGUUCUUUGGUACGUAUUCGGUGUGACAUACAUUCCACGAUUGGAAGACUGGCCAGUUAUGCCAGUGGAACGCAUUGGUUUUAUGCUUAUGCCACAUGGGUUUUUCAAUUGCUCCCCAGCUAUAGAUGUUCCCCCAAGUGCAGGUGAUUUGGAUGAUAAAGAGAAUGGGAUGUCUGCGAAGCCUAUUCAGAAUGGGGUGAUUGCUAAGCUCUGAAAAGGGACCAAAAAGUAGAGACAAUUGAUUAUGUUUAUUGAAGGGAGUGCAUCGAUUAUAAUUUAAUUUGUUAAUUGUGAUGUUUUUUGUGGUCCACAUGGAUAUAUAAGAAUAGCUAUUUAGGUGACGCUUGUGAUGUACUUGGAAAAUGAUAAUGCAUUAUUGCUUCUCUAAAUUGAUCCAACUUUCCUUUUCUAACGGAGUGGAGUGUGUUGGAU